UGUUAGAGAAAAAGAAUUUUGAGAAGGGGUCAUACUGUUCUAAUUUGUUUAAACCAAAAACAGUUUUGAAGACAUAUGAUGUUCCAAUCUACCCGUUGCCACAAAGUGAUGACUGGAUAAUUCUAGAGACCACACUUGCUGAAAUAGUACUGCCUUCAAAAUACAAAAGACCUCCAGGAAGACCUGCAAAGAAGGAUCGUGAAAAAUCAGGUCGGGAUAUGUUUGGAAAGAAAAAUAUCAACUCAUGUGGUGGUUGUGGAGCUAAGGGUCACAAUAGGCGCUCUUGUAGGAAAUAUCGCAAAUGA
Molecule: messenger RNA, 305 nt
Organism: Capsicum annuum
Lineage: Eukaryota; Viridiplantae; Streptophyta; Magnoliopsida; Solanales; Solanaceae
Exons: 1
Source: RefSeq, a predicted model, not a curated record